This is a messenger RNA of Hippocampus zosterae (dwarf seahorse), 1327 nucleotides long. RefSeq names its product N-acyl-aromatic-L-amino acid amidohydrolase (carboxylate-forming) B-like. The record is from RefSeq and is a predicted model, not a curated record. Bases 325 to 1323 code for a protein of 332 amino acids. NCBI's taxonomy places the organism in Eukaryota, Metazoa, Chordata, Actinopteri, Syngnathiformes, Syngnathidae. Gene Ontology annotation, molecular function: hydrolase activity, acting on ester bonds; aminoacylase activity. The transcript has 7 exons.
ACACACACCCUCCCUGUCACAAUUGUUGACCAAACGGAUGAUGUCAUACUCCACUGAGCUCGCGACCUCAUCUGAAGGGUAAAUCAUUAAGUCUCCCUGCUCUGGCAUCCGAUACCGUCCCGCGACACACCCUGCCUGCGAUGCAGCGCAAUGCGUGCAAAAGCCAGAGUGCUGACUCAGGGAAAGUGAUGUGAAAGCCCGGCGAAAGGGUGCAACGGGAAAACGGCCGGGUGAGAGGGGAGAGAAAGGUAACGGUGGCGGGUGGAGCAGUUUUCCACUUCCACCAGCAAAUUACCACCAACGGGGAGACCAAAGGUCAUUUGCAUGCGGUACAAUCAGAUGGAGGUCCGUUUACCGAGCUUGUCUCGGGUCGCUGUCUGCGGCGGUACCCAUGGCAACGAGCUCUCCGGGGUCUAUUUGGUCAGGGAGCUGAUGAGAACAGCGACGGGCGCCGAGGCGGGAGGGGACGUGUCCGUGCGGGCGGUGCUGGCAAACCCACGUGCCACCCAGCUGGGCCGACGAUACCUCGACACCGACCUGAACCGAUGCUUCACCCACGCCGCCCUCAACGGGCCCUUGUCCGAUGCGCCCCCCUACGAGAUGACCCGAGCCCGGGAACUGGACUCCCCGCUGGGGCCCAAAGGGAGCCCGCGAGCUGUGGAUCUCGUCUGCGACCUCCACAACAGCACGUCCAACAUGGGCCUGUGUGUCAUCGCUUUCUCCGACUGUGACUGGAUCUGCUUGCAUGCGUUCCGAUACCUGCAGCGGCAGAUGCCAGACAUACCAGUGAGGUACAUUCAUUUGGACGUCAAGGAGUCAUUUUCUCUUGAUUCAGUGGGAAAACAUGGUUUCGCUUUAGAGAUCGGUCCUCAGCCUCACGGCGUGGUGAGGUUCGACAUCUACACGGCCAUGAAAGACGGCCUGCAGCACACGCUCGAUUGGGUGCGGCUCUUCAACUCGGGCGCCGUUUUUGAGGGCGGGCCAGUAGACCUAUUCACCGCGGUUGGACACGUUGACUAUCCAAGAGAAGCCGACACUCAAAACAUCAUGGCGGCGAUUCAUCCGAAACUUCAGGACCAAGACUUCUGCCUGCUGCACCCCGAGGAGCCCAUGUUCCAGACGUUUUCGGGCCAAACGCUGCGCUACAAUGGCAGCGAACCUCUUUAUCCCUUCUUCAUCAACGAGUGUGCCUAUUAUGAGAAGGGUGUGGCGCUCUAUCUCGCCAGGAAGAGGAGUGUCACCCUUCCUACGCUGCGGGUGCACAAAAAGGGCCAUCCGGCUAACUUUGUGUCAGUACAGGAGGAGGAGGAGGAGGAGGAAUGAGACC